This is a messenger RNA of Mesocricetus auratus (golden hamster), 2355 nucleotides long. It is a transcript of the gene Irak4, whose product is annotated as interleukin 1 receptor associated kinase 4. Gene Ontology annotation, molecular function: ATP binding; protein serine/threonine kinase activity; magnesium ion binding. Bases 144 to 1529 code for a protein of 461 amino acids. Gene Ontology annotation, biological process: signal transduction; protein phosphorylation. Gene Ontology annotation, cellular component: plasma membrane. The record is from RefSeq and is a predicted model, not a curated record. The transcript is spliced from 12 exons. Lineage: Eukaryota; Metazoa; Chordata; Mammalia; Rodentia; Cricetidae.
CCCUGGGAAGUCUUGUCACCCUGUCGCAGACCGUCUGAAGUCUCAUCGUGGCCCCGCGCGUCCUCCCGUCCCGAGUCCUCGCGGGACCGUGGCGGGGCGCCGGUCCCCCUGUGCAGGAAGCGAGGGACGUCAGAGAGGAAAAGAUGAGCAAGCCUCUGACACCAUCCACAUACAUACGGAGCCUCAAUGUUGGACUCAUUAGGAAGCUGUCGGAUUUUAUUGAUCCUCAAGAAGGAUGGAAGAAAUUAGCCGUAGCUAUUAAAAAGCCGUCUGGUGAUGAUAGAUACAAUCAAUUUCAUAUAAGGAGAUUUGAAGCCUUACUCCAAACUGGGAAAAGCCCCACGUGUGAGCUGCUGUUCGACUGGGGCACCACAAACUGCACAGUCGGUGACCUUGUGGAUCUUCUGGUCCAGAUUGAGCUUUUCGCCCCUGCUACUCUCUUGCUGCCGGAUGCUGUUCCCCAAACUGUCAGCAACAUACCUUCUAGAGAAGCUGCAACGGUGGCGCAGAUGCACGGGCCCUGCCAUGAAAAAGUCAGGACAUUGGGAACGCCUAUGCCGAGGCUGGAGCAAAGCUGUGGGCCACCUGACUCCUCAAGGCCAGACAAUGAAAGCUUAGAGUUCAGCGAUGCUGAUAUUCGUUUUCACAGUUUUUCGUUCUAUGAACUGAAGAGUAUCACUAAUAACUUUGACGAGCGACCGGUGUCUGUGGGUGGCAACAGAAUGGGAGAGGGAGGCUUUGGAGUGGUGUACAAAGGCCGCCUGAACGACACAGCCGUGGCCGUGAAGAAGCUUGGAGCGAUGGUUGAAAUCAGUACUGAGGAACUAAAGCAACAGUUUGAUCAAGAAAUUAAAGUCAUGGCAAAGUGUCAGCAUGAAAACCUGGUAGAGCUGCUUGGCUUCUCAAGCGACAGCGACGACCUGUGUUUAGUGUAUGCUUACAUGCCCAAUGGUUCCCUGCUGGACAGACUGUCCUGCUUGGAUGGAACCCCACCACUUUCUUGGCACAUGAGAUGCAAGAUUGCUCAGGGUGCGGCUAAUGGCAUCAGUUUUCUGCAUGAAAAUCAUCAUAUUCAUAGAGAUGUUAAAAGUGCAAAUAUCUUGCUAGACAAAGACUUUACUGCCAAAAUAUCUGACUUUGGUCUUGCCCGGGCUUCGGCAAAGUUUACCCAGACAGUCAUGACAAGCCGAAUUGUGGGCACAACGGCUUAUAUGGCACCUGAAGCUCUGCGGGGAGAAAUAACACCCAAAUCGGAUAUCUACAGCUUUGGUGUGGUUUUAUUAGAGCUAAUCACCGGACUUGCGGCUGUGGAUGAAAACCGUGAGCCUCAAUUACUACUGGAUAUUAAAGAAGAGAUUGAAGAUGAAGAGAAGACAAUUGAAGAUUACACCGAUGAGAAGAUGAACGAUGCUGACCCUGCUUCCGUUGAAGCGAUGUAUGCUACAGCUAGUCAGUGUCUGCACGAAAAGAAAAAUAAGAGGCCAGACAUUACGAAGGUUCAACAGCUGCUACAAGAGAUGUCUGCUUAAAACCAAUGAAAUAGACUUCAUAUAUAUGUAUAUGUAUACAUUUAUGUGCGUGUGUACACAUAGUACGUGCACGCACACACACUCUAUAAGCACUUGCCUCCUCACACACCCCCCUUUUGUUUUUACUUCUUGUGGUCAUGGAGACUGAACAAGCACUUUGUCACUGAACUACAUCACCAGCAUGUUUUUUGUUUUUGUCUACCUAAAUUUCUUUAUCUUUAACAAGGCAGCAUGGCACAGUGUACUGGUGAAUUAAUGGGUGUGUCCCCACACUGCAAAAGUGAGAGUAGUGUGGCAGCACUUGGCCUACUUUGUAUGGAGCUCAUUUUCCACGGCAACAUCACCAAACUACAGCAACUACAAGAGUCAGGAAAACAGCACUCCCCUGUAGGAUAGAGACGCUAGGAUUUUAGGGGUUUGUUGUUGUUGCUGUUGUUGCUGUUGAACACAGGGUCUCUGUGUAACCCUAGACGUGCUGGAACUCUCUUUCUCUGUAGACUAUGCCCGCCUUGAACUCAGAGAUCUGCCUGCCUCUGCCCCCCGAGGGCUGGGACUAAAGGCCUACACCACCACUGUCUAGCCAGAGAUUCUGGUUUGAACUCAGUAGGUCCCACUAAAGCUCUGGUCCAGCUGUUAGCUACCCUAAGCCUCAGUUUUGGCUUUUCUUUUUUGUUAAUGAACUCUGUGGUCCUGUAAAUAACUCUUCCUAAGUUCCUGUAAGUAUUCCCCACCACCGCUCCUGUAAUCCUAAUUAAACUCAUUGGGUCACCAACGUAGACAAGGUGGACUUAGUUGUUCAGUCCUGUCAUUGGUGUCCUAAUGUGAA